AGGAGGGAAAGACUUGCCUGUUUUCUAGGAGAGGCAGGAGCGAAAGGAGAGUUGCUUAUUAUGGUGGCUAUGAAGAAUAUUAGUUUUCUGCCAAACUGACAUCCUCUGAUGGCUUGCCAAAGCAAGAUGAGCAUCAGCACUGGCACAAGAAAGGAGGCAUGGUUGCUCAAGAGAGAGGGAAGAUGGUAACACAAAAGAAUUUAAUUAAGUUGGUUGGUUGUAAAUCCACACCCUUGCAACUCUGUGUUUGGCUUGCACAGAUCAAAAUCACAAUUGCUGUCAAUAAAUUGAGAGACAAGAAGCAUUAAUGGCAGCAAUGGAAACAGUAGAGAAGAGAGUAAAGCAAGAGAAACAACAAGGAAAAGGAAAGGCAAGGCCAUCUCUAACAACAACAGCAGUUCCACGUUGCACCAGCAGCUCAAGCCUCCCACUACAUGCUAGGACCCCAGGUUCACACCCUCCUACUCAACCCUGCUCAUUGCUUCAUUGACUGCAGCUGCUGGGGUGAAGAUGGGCACUGGUAGCACCUCCACAUAAGCUGCUGGGGAGUGCACCUGCAUACACCAGCAUGUUGUUCCCAUACUACGGCCUGGAGAUUCCUGUGUUGACCCAUUUCUUCAUCUCAAAACAGUGCACUGAUGGAUGGGAGCAAACUUUCACGGUGCUCAGGAGCUCUAUGAGAGGACGCACUGCAAGUCUGCAUGUAGAGAUUGAAGGAAUUUUACCCUCCUCAGCAUGAGGGGACGAGAAGACCAGGAUAUGACAGCAUGCUGAAUGGUGUAACUAUCAGCAACAACGCAGUCCUGUCAAUCCAUGCAGCACGAUGGCUUCGUUUCCUGUCCUCAAGCAAGAGGUGUUGUUCCGGAAUGGCACGUGGAGCUAUCGAAUUCCAGCCCUGCUUUACCUGCCACGUUUCAGCAUCAUCCUGGCAUUUGCUGAGGAAAGAGAGGAUGUGGUGGAUGAGCAUGCCAAGCUCAUAGUGAUGCGCAGAGGCACGUACAACCCAGGCAGACACCAUGUUCAGUGGAGCGGCAUGGAGACCAUUAUCAGUGCACAGCUGGAAGGUCACCGAUCCAUGAAUCCCUGUCCUGUUUAUGAUGAGGUCUCGGGGAAUCUGAUCCUGUUCUUCAUAGCUGUCCCAGGAAAGAUCUCUGAGCACUACCAGCUCAGGACAAAGACCAACCUGGUACGUCUCUGCUAUGUCACUAGCGUGGACCAAGGACACACAUGGAGCCCUGUUCAGGAUAUCACCGAGAGCACCAUCAGCACAGAGUACAAGAACUGGGCCACUUUUGCAGUGGGACCAGGUCAUGGAUUACAGCUGUCCAAUGAGGCCCGGAGCCUUGUGAUUCCUGCCUAUGCCUUUCGUAUCCUUGACCCUAAGCAUCACCCUGUCUCUUAUACCUUCUGCUUCAUCAGCUCUGACCAUGGGAUGACGUGGGAGAUGGGGAACUUUGUGGGAAAAGAGAGUGCAGGGGAAUGCCAGGUAGCUGAGGUACACCGCUGUGGCAUGAAUGUGCUCUACUGCAAUGCUAGGACCAACAAGGGAGCCAGAAUCCAGGCUGUCAGCCACAACAACGGGGUGGAUUUUGAGGAAGGCCAGCGGGUUGAAAAGCUUGUGGAGCCUCCCUCUGGAUGUCAUGGAAGCAUUGUUGCCUUCCCUCCUCCCUCUGAUGUCUGGUGCCAAGAUAGCUGGUUGCUGUACACUCAUCCUGCAGACCCAAGGGGCCGAAGAGAUUUGGGAAUUUACCUCAACAAAAGCCCUCUAAAUCCAGCACAUUGGACAAAGCCAAGCAUCCUCUUCAAGGGCUUGUGUGCUUACUCAGAUCUGCAGUACAUGGGGAUUGGGCCAGAUGGCUCGCCCUUGUUCUCUUGCCUCUUUGAAUAUGGGAUCCAUAAACAAUGUGAAGAGAUAAUCUUUGUAAUGUUCACUUUGAAGCAAGCCUUCCCUUCUGAGUUCUGAGUCUCGAGCUUUUUCAUUGGGAUUCUUCUGAAAACCACCUUUGCUGAUGCUCUUUUCACUGUCAGCUCUCAUCUUUCAGCGAAAGAAUUUUUGUAUUCUUCCCGCGCUGCCCGCUGGGCAUUGUCUUGUAGCAUGCUUACAUCACAAAGUCUAUUAAACAUACUAAAACUAAA
Molecule: messenger RNA, 2136 nt
Organism: Lagopus leucura (white-tailed ptarmigan)
Lineage: Eukaryota; Metazoa; Chordata; Aves; Galliformes; Phasianidae
Gene: NEU2
Product: neuraminidase 2
Exons: 7
Coding region: 824-1963 (379 amino acids)
Biological process (GO): oligosaccharide catabolic process; ganglioside catabolic process
Cellular component (GO): lysosome; cytoplasm; membrane
Molecular function (GO): exo-alpha-sialidase activity
Source: RefSeq, a predicted model, not a curated record